This is a messenger RNA of Planococcus citri (citrus mealybug), 1157 nucleotides long. Its product is annotated as eukaryotic translation initiation factor 4 gamma 3-like. Gene Ontology annotation, molecular function: translation initiation factor activity; protein binding; mRNA binding. The record is from RefSeq and is a predicted model, not a curated record. Gene Ontology annotation, cellular component: eukaryotic translation initiation factor 4F complex. The transcript has 7 exons. Bases 335 to 1129 code for a protein of 264 amino acids. Lineage: Eukaryota; Metazoa; Arthropoda; Insecta; Hemiptera; Pseudococcidae.
UAAACGACAAAGAAAUUCUUGGAACUGGAAGUCGUGAAGUGAAUCGAAGAGGGCGGGACGUAGAGAGGAAUGUCUUAUCGAGUCGCAGUCGAGAUAAACAAAGAAUAGCGCAUGUUGUGUUGACGCAUCGAAACCAAUUCUGCUGUUGCCGUUGAAUGUCGAUGCAUGUAAUAAUUUCCAUCUUGAUAAUGUUACAUUGAGUUAUAUUCAAGUUACUCCUCGAAUCUCGUGUUUCAUUUCGUUUGAAUUUGUGUUGAAAAAUUGUCGAGUUGCCGUAUUGUUACAUUUUACAUUCGUUGAAUCGUAUGAUUUCCAGUUUAUAGACAUUUCCAAAAUGCAAGACAAAAACGCAAUUACGAAGCAUACCAGUGAUGGAAUUGAAGCUCUUGUUUGGAAAUCUCUACGGAUGGAUUCGACGUUUCUUAAGAUGAACAGAGACGAGAAGAAGAACGUUUUCCUCUUCAGAACGUUCAUGAGUCAGUUGAAUAAAUUAUCGCACGAUAACUGCUCUAAAAUAAAGGAUAAAAUGCAAAAUUUGCCAAUCGAUACAUUACCGAAAUUGCAAAAGGCUGUUGAGAUAAUACACGAAAAAGCCAUCAAUGAAAAAGUAUUUCGCUCGUUGUAUGCUCAAGUCUGCGAUCUUCUCAAAGAUAAACAAUUCACUGAUGAAACUGGAACCUCUGAAACGUUUGCUUCCUUAUUAACGAACCGAUGUAAAGAAUAUUUCGAUGUCGGUUUGACCGAAAAUCUUGUUUAUGAAAGAAGAAAAUUUGAAAUCGAUUUAAUCAGUUGUCAGGAAACGAGAAAACAACAAUUGAUGGAAGAGUGUCUCGAUGAAGAGAAUGAAAGCAGCAAACGAUUCGUUGGAAAUUGCUUUUUUAUCGCGGAAGUAUUCAAGUUUGGAAUGAUCGAAAAAGAAACGCUUCUCGAAUUAAUCGACUGUCUGUUCAAAUUAAGCGGAAAUGUUGCUGCUGAAUGUAUUUAUGCGAUUUUCACGACUGUGGGAAAAUUCUACGAAGAUAAUUUUGGUGGCAUGUCCUCGGUAUAUUUCGAUGAAAUUGAAUCCUUGCUAAAUGAAGACCUAUAUUGCCGCGCGUUCGUUUUUUAUUACAAGAUGUGUUGGAUCUAAGAAGAAAUGCUUGGCGUUCGAGGAUUCA